CGCUCAACAAAACCAGGCACGUUCGUUUCGGUUUGUUUUCACGGUGGAGGCUGAAUGACAGAGCACGGCUGAAGUCGAGUUAAAGUGAGGCGAUUCUGUGAAGAGUAAAGUUUAAACUGUGGACAGCUGAAGACACAGGGGUUAACAAAAUGUCUGAGUCUGUCAUCAGAUCGAAACAAGCUCAGAGAGAAGUCAAUGGGAUUCCAACAGAAGUCGUCUGUACAGAGUUCAGUAAUUACAUAUUUGUAGUUCUCACUCAGUAUGGCAAAAUUGGGACAUUGAUCUCUGUCACACCCGACUCCAGAUCUAAUGAUCUAAGCACCCCAACGUUCUCUACAAAAGUACUGCUGGGCAAAGAUGAGCCUCUGACACAUGUCUGUGCCAAAAACCUGGCGAUGUUCGUGUCGCAGGAAUCUGGCAACCGGCCUGUCUUGCUGGGACUGGCACUGAAGGAUUCCUCCAUAGAUGCAAUAAAACAAAUUAAAGAGAUGAUCAAAAGUUGUCAAGUCUGGUAGGAAGUAAUUAAAACGGACAUGAAGCCUGUAGGCGGCGUAAAAUACAGUUCGUCUGGAUACACUGUCACGUUUUAUCUCGGCAUCUUUUUUAAAAUGAAACUCCUCCAAAAAUUAAUCUGAUUAAAACAAUUAUGUCUCCAAGACAUAAAUGUGCAGAGCAGAUUGUCUUCCACAAAACAUAAUUUAUGAAACGCAUAAUUAACUGUUUGUUAAAAAGAAAGGUUUUCUGCAUGUUAUUUUGCUUUCAAAAGCUCAAUGUGUGCUGAUUAAGUGAUGGUUUGCAAAAAGAUGUUAUCACUGUAUAUUUUGGUCAUUAUUAACACUCUGGAUUAUUUUUGUCAUCAUCCUCAGAACUUUGUACUUUUGUGAAAAAAAGCCUUUUAUAGAACAUGUGAUUCAUUUGUAUUUUUUCAACUGAAUUUAAAGAUGCAUAUGAGCUUGGUUAAGAUAAGAGCUUUGGUUUUGUCAAGUACAUUUUGUUAUUCAUUUGUUUCUAUAACAUCUCACUACUUGAGCUUUGAUAUCAGAACAAUAGCUAACUUUUAUAUGCAUUAAAUAUAAUUAAUAUGCUCAA
Messenger RNA from Neolamprologus brichardi, 1089 nucleotides. It is a transcript of the gene psmg3, whose product is annotated as proteasome (prosome, macropain) assembly chaperone 3. Lineage: Eukaryota; Metazoa; Chordata; Actinopteri; Cichliformes; Cichlidae. Gene Ontology annotation, biological process: proteasome assembly. The record is from RefSeq and is a predicted model, not a curated record.